Messenger RNA from Pseudomassariella vexata, 1689 nucleotides. Its product is annotated as bystin. Gene Ontology annotation, cellular component: cytoplasm; nucleolus; preribosome, small subunit precursor. The record is from RefSeq and is a predicted model, not a curated record. The transcript is spliced from 5 exons. The coding region runs from base 160 to 1569 and encodes 469 amino acids. Lineage: Eukaryota; Fungi; Ascomycota; Sordariomycetes; Amphisphaeriales; Pseudomassariaceae. Gene Ontology annotation, molecular function: snoRNA binding. Gene Ontology annotation, biological process: rRNA processing.
AGUUUUGGCUGCCCCACCAAAAAAAGAAAAGUAUGCCAGCAGGGAAAGCGGUCAAAUUAUUCUGAAAGUCGUCGCAAGUUCAAGUUCGCGACAAUUCGAGCCUUGCCGGCCAGCUUAGGAACAUAUCCAACCUGACAUUGCAAGCGCGCAUAAGUCACAAUGCCGAAAGCAACAACACCUACCUCUGGGCGUGGUGCGCGGCGGCACAACCCACUGGAGGAUGACUUGGUGGCGACUGGCCCAUUGCGCAUGAAGGCACCGAAGCGGAAAUCCAAGGGUGAUGGCCACGAAGACGAGGAUAAUUUCGUGGACGCAAAGUCAUCUAAGAAGAUCCUGGCAAUUGGGCGGGAGCUCAUGGAAGAGAGCGAAAUGAAGCCGCCACGACCACCCACCGACACGGACGCCUUCACCUUCGAUACACGUUUUGAUCAGGAAGAUGAUGACAACAACGAAGCUUUUGGCGACGAUGCCGCCUGGGCAGAUGUGGACGAUAUAGUUGAGGAGAUAGAGCUUGAGCCUGAGGAACUGGCCACCUUCAACAGGUUUCUCCCAACGAACGACGACCCUCUGCUAGAGCACGGCUGGGACGGACCAUCGAGUGCUGAACCAGAGGCGGCAAGGGAAAACACAAAUCUUGCAGAUCUAAUCCUAGCCAAGAUUGCAGCUCAUGAAGCGGGAGAUGAUGGAGCGCAAGAGGUCGGACCUGUUGACGAGGACUACGAGCUACCACCGAAGGUCGUGGAAGUGUUCACCAAGAUCGGGAUCAUUCUGUCGAGAUGGCGCAGCGGAAAAUUGCCCAAACCUUUCAAGAUGUUACCGACAUUGCCGCAUUGGGAAGAUAUUAUCGAGUUGACGAAACCAGAUGAGUGGACGCCGAACGCUUGUCUCGCUGCCACCAAGAUCUGGGUUUCCCACCGACCGGUUGUUGUCCAACGUUUCAUAGAAAGGAUCCUCUUGGAGAGAGUGAGAGAUGACAUCCACGAGACGAAGCAACUAAAUGUACAUCUGAUGGAAGCACUCAAGAAGGCUCUCUACAAGCCCGCCUCGUUCUUCAAGGGAUUCCUGUUUCCCCUGGUCGCCAGUGGAACCUGCACCCUACGCGAGGCCAAGAUCGUAUCGCGACCCCUGAGUCGGACCCAUAUCCCGGUAUUACACUCGGCAGCCGCUAUCAAGGGGCUCUGCGAUAUAGCCGCCGAGCAAGUAUCAGCACAUGGAACCGAAGCCGGCGGCGCCACCAAUUUCUUUAUCAAGACUCUACUCGAGAAGAACGUGGAUCCUGCCUCCGUCAAGGAGGGUGAGAUAAUGGACUUCACCAACGAAAAGGCAGCGACAAAAGCGAAGUUGCCCGUGAUAUGGCACCAAUGUCUCUUGGCCUUCGCGCAAAGGUACAAGUCCGAGAUAACGGAGGACCAACGAGAGAGCUUGUUGGACCUGUUGUUGACACAUGGGCAUCACACGAUUGGGCCCGAGGUGAGGAGGGAACUACUAGCCGGACGUGGACGAGGUGUGGUGGCGGAGCCUGAGGGACCCGCAUUUGAUGGAGAUGACACUAUGCUUAUAGAUGGGUGAGGUCGUGUCAAGCGGCCUGGAGGGCCAAGGAAGUUAUACCAACGAUAUAUGUGCAACGUCAAUCCGGCGCGGCAUGAAUGACGGCGAGAGAGUAGCAUCUUUCUGUCGAGAGUGCUUGGU